CACGCUUGUCAACUUGGCAGCGAUACGUGCUAGUUUUCACGGCCCUGACCGGUGGGAAGUCCUUAGAACGUACUUAGCACACAGAAAGCUGGUGAAGUAAUUUAAUUUCCUACAAAAUAGAAAACAUGGCAAAGAAGCAAGAAGACGUUAAGAAGAGAACAGUACUAGUUGCUGUAGAUGGCAGCGAACACAGCGAGAGAGCUUUUGAUUGGUAUGCAAAGAAUUUUUAUCGAAAGGAUGAUGAGAUAUUGGUGUUCCAUGCAGAGGAGGUACCAACACUACCAGCCACGCCAUAUCCAUAUGGUUUUGAAUUUGCUGAUGGAUGGAAGAAGCAUCUUGAAGAAAGUGACAAAAAAUCCCGCACACUUUUAGAAUCCUACUACAAGAAAUGCCAAGAAAGCAAUCUGAAAUGCCGGCUAAUCAAGGAGAAUGGAACUCCAGGAGAGGCUGUGUGUAGAGUUAUCAAAGAAAGAAAAGUUGAUCACGUGGUAGUGGGAUCCCGUGGGUUGGGCACUGUUAGUCGUGCUCUAGUAGGGAGUGUAAGUGACUACUGUCUUCAUCAUUCCAGUGUUCCUGUGUCAGUUGUUCCACCUCCAGAUCGCUUUGAGCAUCAUGGAUUUGCCAACUUGCAUUGAUAAAGGCCAUUUACCAUAUCUAGUUAGUGACCCAGUGGUCUAGGAAAAUCUUCAAGUUACACACAACAAUGAGCUUAUUGGCAUGUGUUGGCAGUAAAGAUUGAUCUCAUAGAUAAGGUGGUGAUAUUUCUUACAUUAAUUUUUAUGUCAGCUUGGUAAUCAAAUGAUUCUUAAAGUUGUACAUUAGAAGUACUGUUGUACAGUAAGGUAAUGAUUUUUCACUGUAGGGUUGCAGUCUGAUUUCAAUAAACAAAUCAAUGGAUGAGAAAGCUUGACUUGAAUUUAAAAAAUGUUGUCAUUGUGAUCAGAAAUGUCAGUUUAAUGAUCUUCACUGCUAAUUGCUGUAAAUCUUUUCUUGGUUCCAAGAGGCUUUAUCUGCAGUUGCACAAAUUAAAGUUUACCAAACCUC
Molecule: messenger RNA, 1044 nt
Organism: Stylophora pistillata
Lineage: Eukaryota; Metazoa; Cnidaria; Anthozoa; Scleractinia; Pocilloporidae
Source: RefSeq, a predicted model, not a curated record